AUGACCAAAGUAGAGGCUCGGCCUUCUGUUGGGGUUAAUAUUACCACAAAUGUCACCAAAAUUCGUGAUGAUCAUCAUAGGGAUUCUUGUUGGGGUCGAUACGUUUAUGUCCAUAAUCUACCAUCAAAAUUCAAUGAGGAGCUUCUCAAGAAUUGUACUUCUCUCACAAAGUGGUUCGAUUUCUGUCCCUACUUAACCAACAUGGGAUUUGGUCCAAGAGUAAAAGAGAAGAAUACUAAAAGAGUUUUAUCAAUACGAGGUUGGUUCAACACAAAUCAGUUCUCCUUAGAAGUGAUUUUCCACAACAAAAUGAAGCAUUACAAGUGCCUGACCAAUGACUCAUCUUCGGCCUCGGCAAUCUUCGUCCCCUUCUAUGCUGGACUUGAUCUCGGACGCUUCCUUUGGGACUUCAACACAACUAUGAGAGAUGCUUUAUCUAAAAGCCUAGUCAAAUGGCUAAGACAAAGGCCAGAGUGGGAGAACAUGUGGGGGAGAGACCAUUUCUUUGUUGGUGGGAGAAUUUCUUGGGACUUUAGGAGACAAAGUGAGGAACAAUCUCACUGGGGUUCUAAGCUCAUGUCCUUACCAGAAUCAAAGAACAUGACGCUGUUAACGAUUGAAUCUAGCUUUUCUAACAACGAUGUUGCAAUACCAUACCCCACUUACUUCCAUCCUUCAAAGGACAAUCAAGUGUUUGAUUGGCAGAAAAGAAUGAGAGCCACAACAAGGCCUUACUUGUUCUCUUUUGUUGGUGCUCCAAGGCCGAAUAUGGACGACUCGAUUCGGGGUGAGAUCAUCAAGCAAUGCCAGUCUUCUGGAAAACUAUGCAAGUUUCUAAGCUGUUAUAAUAAGGCUCCAACUGGUACUAAUUUGUGUGAUAUGCCUUUGAAUGUGAUGAAAGUGUUUGAAAGUUCAGUUUUCUGCUUGCAGCCCUCAGGAGAUUCUUACACAAGAAGAUCGACUUUUGAUUCGAUCCUGGCAGGCUGUAUUCCUGUUUUCUUCAACCCGAAUUCGGCUUAUAAGCAGUACUUGUGGCAUUUUCCCGGGAACCAAACAAGAUAUUCUGUGUUGAUACCAGAGAGUGAUGUGAAGCAGAGAAGAGUUAACAUAGCUGGAACAUUGCAGAGAGUUCCACAAAGUGAAGUGUUGGCAAUGAGAGAGGAAGUUAUAAAGUUGAUACCAAGAAUUAUAUAUGCAAAUCCCAAGUCAAGUUUGGAGAGAUUUGAAGAUGCAUUUGAUAUUGCUGUGAAGGGUGUUCUUGAAAGAGUGGAGAAAGUAAGGAAGAAAAUGGAAGAAGGCAAGGAUUCUAGUAUUGGUUUUGCAGAGUUAGCUAUUUAA
Humulus lupulus (European hop) is the source of this 1338-nucleotide messenger RNA. RefSeq names its product probable xyloglucan galactosyltransferase GT12. The record is from RefSeq and is a predicted model, not a curated record. Gene Ontology annotation, molecular function: glycosyltransferase activity. Lineage: Eukaryota; Viridiplantae; Streptophyta; Magnoliopsida; Rosales; Cannabaceae. The transcript has a single exon. Bases 1 to 1338 code for a protein of 445 amino acids.